AUGGCCCAGCCCGCACCUUCCACAUCCGGCUCCGCCGACGGCUGGCGCGCGAAUCUCCGCCCGCCACCGCGUGACGAGCGGCCGCAGACGGAGGACGUGCAGAACAUCAAGGGCAUCGAGUUCGAAGACAUGAAGCUCCGGCGCGAGCUGCUGAUGGGCAUCUUCGAGGCCGGCUUCGAGCGCCCGUCGCCGAUCCAGGAAGAGGCGAUCCCCGCCGCGCUCUCCAAACGCGACAUCCUCGCCCGCGCGAAGAACGGCACGGGCAAGACCGCGUCGUUCGUCGUGCCGAGCCUCGAGCAGGUCGACGUGUCAAAGAAUAAGAUCCAGGCGCUGCUCCUCGUGCCCACGCGCGAGCUGGCGCUGCAGACGUCGCAGGUGUGCAAGAAUCUGGGUAAACAUAUGGGCGUGCAGGUUAUGGUUACGACCGGCGGGACUACGCUUAAGGACGAUAUUUUGCGUCUGAGCGAGACGGUACAUGUGCUCGUUGGCACGCCCGGUCGUAUUCUUGAUCUUGCGGGCAAGGGCGUCGCCGAUCUCAGCGAGUGCCCCGUGUUCGUCAUGGACGAGGCCGACAAGCUGCUAAGCCCUGAGUUUGCGCCGGUUAUGGAGCAGCUGCUUGCGUUCUUGCCGAAGACGCGCCAGGUUAUGUUGUUCUCUGCGACGUUCCCCAUCAUCGUAAAAGACUUCAAGGAGAAGCACAUGAAGAACCCGUACGAGAUUAACCUCAUGGAGGAGCUCACUCUGCGCGGUGUCACCCAAUAUUAUGCCUACGUCGAAGAGCGACAGAAGGUCCACUGUCUAAAUACGCUAUUCUCCAAGCUACAAAUCAACCAGUCGAUCAUCUUCUGCAACUCCACCAACCGAGUCGAGCUUCUAGCAAAGAAAGUCACCGAGCUCGGCUACUCGUGCUUCUACUCGCACGCAAAGAUGCUCCAAUCACACCGCAACCGCGUCUUCCACGACUUCCGCAACGGCGUAUGCAGGAACCUCGUCUGCUCCGACCUCCUCACGCGCGGUAUCGACAUCCAGGCCGUGAACGUCGUCAUCAACUUUGACUUCCCGAAGAACAGCGAGACGUACUUGCAUCGGAUCGGUCGUUCGGGACGCUUCGGACACUUGGGUCUCGCGAUCAACCUCGUCACGUACGAGGACAGGUUCAACCUGUACAAGAUCGAGCAGGAGCUGGGCACGGAGAUCCAGCCUAUUCCGCAGGUCAUCGAUAAGGGCCUGUACGUCGCGCCUAGUGCGCAGGACGAGCCUGCAGGACAGAAGCCGCGUCAGCAGCAGCAGACGCAACAGCAGCAGCAGGUCAAGCAGACCGUGUACCAGACCAACGGCGCAGCUGCUGCGCCCGCACCCGCACGAAACGGCGGUACGCCCGCUGGCGCACGAUGA
Peniophora sp. CBMAI 1063 is the source of this 1395-nucleotide messenger RNA. The record is from the annotation of a GenBank genome assembly. Lineage: Eukaryota; Fungi; Basidiomycota; Agaricomycetes; Russulales; Peniophoraceae.